Molecule: messenger RNA, 6860 nt
Organism: Apus apus (common swift)
Lineage: Eukaryota; Metazoa; Chordata; Aves; Apodiformes; Apodidae
Gene: LAMA4
Product: laminin subunit alpha 4
Exons: 38
Coding region: 185-5668 (1827 amino acids)
Biological process (GO): cell adhesion; regulation of cell adhesion; regulation of cell migration
Molecular function (GO): signaling receptor binding
Source: RefSeq, a predicted model, not a curated record
UUCCCCCCUUUUUUUUCCCCCUGGUGAGGCAGGCUCUGCUUACACUGCCUGGACGUGCCACAUCUGGAAACCGAGCGCUGCGAGAAAGUUGAAACAACGGAGGCACCACCAAGCCAAGGGGGGGCUGACUGCAGAAGAGGGGAAGCAAUCUCUGGAAGACCACUGCUGGAUGUAAGGGGAGGACAUGGCUUUGAUCCCCCCCUGGCCCCUGCUUGCUCCUUUCUUACUCUCUCUGAGGUGCUUCUCCUCCAGCGCAGCCUCCACCGAGGGCAGCGUCUUCCAGUUUGACAUUGAAGGCAGCGCCGCGGUCGGUGUGCAAGAAGCCACAGUGACCAGAGUGCUGCAGGCAGGAGCUGCUGGAAGUUGGGUGCCCUUUGCAGAGGGAUGUGAAGAAGGAUUUUACCGCACCAGCUCAGGACAGUGCUCCCCUUGCAGCUGCAAUGGGAACGCCAACAGAUGCCUCGACGGAUCCGGAAUCUGUGUGGGCUGCCAGAGAAACACCACAGGACCGCACUGCGAGCAGUGUCCCGACGGCUUCAUUGGUGACCUUGUCCAAGGAGUGCCCACCUUCUGCCAGCCCUGCCCCUGCCCCCUGCCUGCUCUUGCCAACUUUGCCGUGUCCUGCUACAGAAAAGGCGGGAGCGUGCGCUGUGUCUGUCCGGAGAGCUACGCAGGACCCAACUGUGAGAGGUGUGCCCCCGGUUACUACGGGAACCCUUUGCUGGCAGGAAGCACCUGUAAAAAAUGCGACUGCAGCGGCAACUCCGACCCCAACCUGAUUUUCGAGGACUGUGACGAGGUGACGGGCCAGUGCCGCAACUGCCUGCACCACAGCAGCGGGUUCCGCUGCGAGCGCUGCGCCCCGGGCUUCUUCGGGGACGCCAGGGUGGCCAAGAACUGCACAGAAUGUAACUGUGGAGGGAGAAUGUGUGACAGCCAGACUGGAGAAUGCCUCGCAGACGCUCCUGAAGUUUCUACUGGCACAGACUGCCCGACCAUCAGCUGUGACAAAUGUAUCUGGGAUCUGACAGAUGACAUCCGACUAGCAGUCCUGGCCAUUGAUGAAAGCAAAUCAACGUUACUGAGCAUUUCUACUGGUGUUGCAGCUCAAAAGCGCUUGAAUGACUUGAACCUCACGGCCACCCAUCUCCAGGCAGCCAUUUCCGAAAAAAAGAACCAUGCUGUGCUUUGGACCAUCCAGGUCGAUGAUGCCGCAGAUGAAAUGAAUGAUCUCCUGAGAGAGGCAGCAACACUUGAUGAACAGGGAAAUGAAGCAUCCAGCAAAGGCCUGUUGGUCCAGAAGGAAACCAUGGAGACCAACCACCGUGCGACCCAGCUUGUGCAGCAGCUCAGCAAUAUGAGGGAUAACAUCCAAGAAAUCGGCAGUAAGAUGGAAUAUUACGCGAUUCAACAAGAGCUGAGCCCUGAAGAGAUUGCUCAGAAGCUGGAUGUGGCUGAGGAGAUGCUGAAGGAGAUCAAAGGCCGUCAGCCCUUCACUCAUCAGCGGCAGGUUGCAGACAAGGAGGAAAGCAUGGCAGAGCAGUUGCUCCAGCAGGUUGAAGAGUUUCAUGAGAGGUACAAUGACACCAGAUCUCUAGUAUCUGAUGUGCUGGAGCAGCUCAGCGAGCAGGACGUGAGGCUGUCAGACCUGGGGGAGGCAUUAGACCAGGCACUUGACUAUGUUCUCCAAGCAGAGGAUAUAAACAAGGGAAACACAGCCAGUCUUCAGAGGCGUGAGAAACAACAAGAGAAAAUAAAAAAGCAGAUGGAUGAAGUGAACAGCACUCUGCAAAGUGCCACAGCAAUUCUGGAAGGGCCACAAAAGGUCAGCUCUGAGCUAAGUGAGGUGAUAAAGAACGUGUCAGGGUUCUACGCAGAAAUAGAUGGAGCAAAAAAGGAACUGCAAGAAAAACUGUCCAAUCUGUCACUGUUUGAUGCUGAUUUGGUAGAGAAGGCCAUGCAACAUGCACUCCUCCUGAGAAGACUUGCUGAUGAGCUGGCCCGGAAACUGUACGGCGUUGAUACCAAUGGCUUGGUACAAAAGGCAAUAAAUGCUUCAAACGUGCAUGAGAACAUUGCUGGUUACGUUGCAGAAGCCCAGAAAGCUGCUCUGCUGGCACUGAACACAACGCACCGGGUCCAGGAUGCUGCAGGUGGAAUUGACACUCAGAUCAUUUACCAUAGAGGUAAAAGUGAAGAACUUCUCCACCGAGCCAUGGAGCUACAACGGGCAGCAGGAGACAGCCAGGAUGUCACAGUGGCAGACACGGGCCGGCACCUCAACGGCACCUUGGCCAGGACGCGCGCCCUGCGGAGCCAGCUGCUGAGAGCCGUGGCGAGCAUGCAGGCAGCAGAGGCAGUGGAGGCCAGGGAGCGUUUGGAGCAAGCUCAGCUGCAGACGGCAGAGGCUGUGAGUGCCACCAGGACAGUCACCCAGGCUACGGCGCCCAUGGGCGAGAACGUGAAGCUGUGGUCUCAAAACCUGCAGGACUUCCAGCACAAUUCAGCAGCAUAUGACAGUGCUGUGCACUCGGCUGGGGAUGCAGUGCAGAAACUUACAGAAGUCUUCCCUCAACUCCUGGACAAGCUGCGCAGGGUGGAACAGAAGGCACCAGCAAACAAUGUUUCUUCCAGCAUUCAGAGGAUCAGAGAGUUAAUUGCUCAAACCAGGAGUGUAGCAAGCAAGGUCCAGGUUUCCAUGAUGUUUGGAGGACAAUCAGCUGUUGAAGUCAAUCCCAAGAUCAACGUGGAGGAACUGAAAUCUUUCACUUCCAUGAGCUUGUACAUCAAGUUUGAAAAAGACAACCCACAACUGGCAGCAUCUCCAGACAGAUUCAUUUUGUACCUUGGAAGCAAAAAUGCAAAAAGCUACAUUGGUCUUGCAAUUAAAAAUGACAACCUUGUGUACAUCUAUAAUCUGGGGGGCCAAGAUGUGGAGAUACCUCUGGAUGCCAAGCCAGUCAGCACGUGGCCUUCUUACUUCAGCAUCAUCAAAAUUGAGAGGAUUGGAAGACACGGAAAAAUGUUUUUAACUGUGCCCAGUCUUAGCAGCACGGCUGAAGAAAAAUUCAUCAAAAAGGGAGAGGUUCUUGGUCCUGGCUCUCUCCUGAAUUUGGAACCUGAAAAUGCUGUUUUCUAUGUUGGAGGAGUGCCUCCAGACUUCCAGCUCCCCCCGAGCUUGGACCUCCCCGGCUUCAUCGGCUGCCUGGAGCUGGCCACCCUGAACGACCAGGUGAUCAGCCUCUACAACUUCAGGCACGUCUACAACAUGGACACCACCAGAUCACCACCCUGUGCCAGAAACAAGCUGGCUUUCACCCAGAGCAGGGCUGUGAGCUACUUCUUUGAUGGCUCUGGCUACGCCGUGGCCAGAAACAUCGAGAGGAGGGGAAGGUUCAGCCAAGUGACCCGGUUUGACAUCGAAGUUCGAACCCCCACAGACAACGGAUUGAUCCUGCUGAUGCUCAACGGGAGUAUGUUCUUCAGCCUGGAGAUGCACGACGGUUUCCUGCACCUCCGCUACGACUUUGGCUUCAGCUCUGGCCCCGUGCUGCUCGAGGACUCCAUGAAGAAAGCUCAGAUUAAUGAUGCCAGAUUCCAUGAGAUUUCUAUUAUCUAUCACAACUCUAAGAAGAUGAUCCUGGUAGUAGACAGGCGACAUAUAAAAAGUGUGGACAAUGAAAGGACAGCCAUGCCAUUCACAGACAUCUACAUUGGAGGAGUUCCUGCUGAGGUCUUGCACUCCAGCAGCAUUAGCUCACACCUGGCAGGAACCGUUGGCUUUAAAGGCUGCAUGAAGGGUUUCCAGUUCCAGAAGAAGGAUUUCAACUUGUUAGAAGAACCAGGAACCCUGGGAAUCAGCUAUGGGUGCCCAGAGGAUUCACUGAUGUCCCGCAAAGCGUAUUUCAAUGGAGAGAGCUUCAUUGCAUCAAGCCAGAAAGUGUCUCUCUUGGGUGAAUUUGAAGGAGGCUUUAAUUUCCGGACCCUGCAGCCCAAUGGGCUGCUCUUCUACUAUUCAGAAGGAUCAGAUGUAUUAUCCAUCUCCAUGGACAGAGGUGCUGUGGUUUUAAAUGCAAGUGGAACCAAAAUUCAAUCCCCCGACCGAAAUUACAACGAUGGGAAAACUCACUUCAUCAUGACUUCUGUCACCCCAGAAAGAUACGAGCUGAGUGUUGACGACAAGAAACAAAGCAAGAAGAACCCAGCAAAGGACAGAGCAGGGAAAAGCCCAGAGGGUGGCAAGAAGUUUUAUUUUGGUGGCUCUCCCCUCAGAACCCAGCAAGCCAACUUCACGGGCUGCAUAAGCAAUGCUUACUUCACCAGGCUGGACCGAGAGGUUGAAGUGGAAGAUUUCCAGCAGUACCCUGAGAAAGUUCAGGCUGCUUUGUAUGGAUGCCCUGUUGAAUCUCCUCCAGUUGCUCUUCUCCAUAAGAAAGGAAAAAACUCAUCAAAAGCCAAAGGAAACCGUAAUAAAAAGGUGGGAAGAGAUAAAGACAAGAUCUCUCAGCCUUCAGGGGGCCUCAAAAAGCUGCAUCAAGAGGUGAACAUGCAAAGAGACCCUCAGUGCCACUUGCCCGUGAAUCCCAAGGCAACCAAAGAUGCAUUCCAGUUUGGAGGAACAGCAAACAGCCGGCAGGAAUUUGAUCACAUCCCAAAGGAUUUUGGUGAAAGAGCCCAGUUCUCUAUCAGUCUGAAAACCCACUCAUCUCACGGAAUGAUUUUCUACGUCUCGGAUCAAAAAGAGACCAACUUCAUGGCCCUUUUCGUUGCUCACGGCCGACUCAUCUUCAUGUUUAAUGCUGGUCAUCAGAAGAUAAGGAUUAAGAGCCAAGAGAAAUACAAUGAUGGCCUCUGGCACAACGUGAUAUUUAUGAGAGGCAGGAAUAUUGGUCGGUUGAUAAUCGACGGUCUCCGAGUACUGGAAGAACCUUUUGGUGGUAAUGCCAGUCCCUGGCAAGUCACCAAACCACUCUACAUUGGGGGUGUUGCUCCAGGAAAAGCUGUAAAAAAUAUCCAGAUUAACUCUGUCUACAGUUUCAGUGGCUGCCUCAGCAAUUUACAGCUCAAUGGGAGAUCAGUCACCUCAGCCUCCCAGACGUUCAGCGUCACGCCUUGCUUUGAAGGCCCGGCCGAAGCAGGAACAUACUUCUCAUCAGAAGGAGGAUAUGUCGUCCUUGAUGAAUCCUUCAGUCUAGGCUUGAAAUUUGAAGUUGUUUUUGAGCUCCGUCCCCGAAGCAGCUCCGGGAUUUUGCUGCACGGCCACAGUGUGAACGGAGAGUACCUGAACAUGCACAUGAGAGAUGGACAGGUUACUGUGAAACUCAAUAAUGGAAUCAGGGAGUUUUCAACUUCAGUGACACUGAAACAGAGUCUCUGCGAUGGCAGGUGGCACCGAAUUGCAGUUAUUCGAGAUGCUAACGUGGUGCAGCUGGACGUGGACUCUGAAGUCAACCAUGUGGUGGGGCCACUAAAUCCAAAGGCAGUUGACCACAAGGAGCCAGUGUUCAUUGGAGGUGUGCCAGAGUCCCUGCUAACAGCCAGCCUGACUACACGCAAUUCCUUCAUCGGCUGCAUCCGUAACUUCAUGAUUGAUGAGAAGCCAGUGAGUUUUAGCAAGGCAGCUUUGGUUAGUGGUGCUGUAAGCAUCAACACCUGCCCAGCAGCCUGACAGGGCCUGCAUCAACCCUGUGCAGCUCCUUGGACCACAGAAAGUAAAACGGGACAAAAGAAACCGGGUUCAUCCAGAGAAGAAGGAUGAAAAGAUGAAGGAUUCGUCUACAGAAAGCAGGAUGUUUAAGGGUCACUUCUAGUCCUCAUGUGCAAACAAAAAUCCCUGAAGAAUAAAGGGCUGUUGCUUCUGCACUUCUCUUACUAUGCCACAAGAGUGAGCUUUACCAUUUCUUACAGCGUUAUCUGCGGCCAGCCUGUCACACCAGUAUGUGGGGUGAGGAAAGAAACAAAACCUCCAUUAGAUGUGUUACUUUCAAGAUAGAUCCUUUCCAUCAUUUCGUUCCAUACUUUAGGCCACCCUUUGUUUCACAGGAAAAGAUCUGCUAAUGCACACACCAGAAUAAAGCUGGAUAAUAUUGCAAAUAACUGUGCUCAAAGGUAUUUGUUUUUCAGUUUCCAUUCAACUCGUGUACACAUUCCUCACUUAAAAUGAGAGGCAGAGAGCACACCAACUAUGUAGGCUUACAAACAAUUACAAACUGAAAAUGUUAAUCCUCUUCUAGACUCCCUGGGCAUGUUCUAGCACAAAGUGAAGACAGGACAUGUAUCUUUUAAGCCAGACACUUUCUAGAACCAACCAUCUACCUAAACUGAGGAGCUUCACAGCAAUACUUGUCUCACCAAGGAAGGGAGAGGAGAAGCAAAAUUCAAAAUGUCAGGGUUUUUCUCUAAAUUUUAAAUGCACUUGCAUAGAGACACAGCACUAAAUCCAUCACCUUGUUGUGAACUCGUUUGCACCAAUAUAACCCAAGUAACCAUGAAGCAGAAUUGUAGUCACAGUUUCAGGCACAUCACAUAAAAUUAACACUGCCUUGUGAGGCUGCUGCAGGACUCCAGUUUGCAGCCAUAACCAUCAAACUGGAAACAUGUUCCUGUGGAAUGUAUCCUGGAAGAGGAACUGGGAGUGGAACAGGAAGGUGCAAACAUAAGGCAAAGGGCUGCAGAUCUGAGCUGUGUUCAAACCCUAGAAGGCAGAUGGAAGAUGAUACUGGGCUUUUGCUCCAGCAGGCUUGAAGAUCCAACAGACACAAGACACUGGCAAAACUCAGCCUCUUCAGUGACAACCUACAAGGCACCAAAAUCAUUUAAGUUUGUUUUCUUUAAAGAAUAAACUACUGUUGACAGGAAAA